This is a messenger RNA of Paramecium primaurelia, 1071 nucleotides long. NCBI's taxonomy places the organism in Eukaryota, Ciliophora, Oligohymenophorea, Peniculida, Parameciidae. The record is from the annotation of a GenBank genome assembly.
AUGUUAAUGUGUUGUAAUGCAAAAAGAAUAAAAACGGGUGAAUCCCCACAUAGAUCUAAAUCAAAACCAAAAUAAAGAAGCAGCGAAAUAUGUCCUAAGUUUACUAAGGAACGAUGGAUAGAAAUUUUAAAAGGAUCUUCAGAGGAUUAAGGCUAUUCUGAAUUAAGUUAUAAUCUUAGACAUAAUUUUCCUCUAGAUCUAAGAUGUCAAGUUUGGAUUUGGCUUACAGAAAAAGCUAGAAUAAAAAAUGUGCUAUAUUAAAAACUAUAAUAUGAGACACCAUCUGAACAACACAUAAUUAAUGAUCUGAAUGGAAGUUUUCGAUAAAAAGGCAAUUCAAAGAGAUUUUCUGGUUCAUCUGAUUCAAGCUUAUCAGAUAAAAAUUCGGAACUAGAAAAAGUUGAUCAGGAGAAAUUAGAUAAAUUAAAAAGGAUUCUAAUUGCAUAUUCUAAUUUAGAUAAGGAAGUUAAAUAUGUAAAGGGAAUGAAUUUUAUAGCAUCUUCAAUACUAUAAUAAUUAGAAUAAGAGGAGUUAAGCUUCAUUAUUUUAAACCAUAUUUUAAAUAUCCAAAAUUAUCGAAAAGGUAUUAAAAUUUCAUAUUAUUUAAAGUAUUUUUAAUGGAUAUGACAAUACUAGAAAUUAUUGAUAAAAGAAUUUAGUUUGAAGUUCCAUUAAUUUAUUAUAAAAUGUAAGAAUUAAAAGUCAAACCACAAGAUUGUUUUGACUCCUAUAUAUUUUCCUUGUUUUAGCUUGUCAGGAAGGAGUUGGCACUUAGAAUAAUUGAUAUUUUCUUGUAUGAAAAAGAAUGUAAAAUAAAUUAAAUACAAAAAAAGCAAUUUUGUAGACUGUUAUCAUUUAAUUACUUAAAAUGCAAUAAGUUGAAAUUUUGAGGUGUCAAGAUCAAGAUGAUAUGAUUAACUAUAUACGAAAUGAUCUUAUAGAAGAUGCCCUAGAUAAAUUAGAUGAUGGAAAGGAUUAUCUAUCUUAGUUGCUUUCAAUCCACCUGUGAAUAUGCUAGAUAUUGAAAAAUAUACUUAUAGCAAAAUUUAUAUAAAAUUAUUAUUAAAUGAG